This is a messenger RNA of Miniopterus natalensis, 4539 nucleotides long. It is a transcript of the gene RNF145, whose product is annotated as ring finger protein 145. Lineage: Eukaryota; Metazoa; Chordata; Mammalia; Chiroptera; Miniopteridae. Gene Ontology annotation, molecular function: ubiquitin protein ligase activity; zinc ion binding. Gene Ontology annotation, cellular component: endomembrane system. Gene Ontology annotation, biological process: proteasome-mediated ubiquitin-dependent protein catabolic process; ERAD pathway. The record is from RefSeq and is a predicted model, not a curated record.
UAGGUAGUCUAAAACAUUUGGCAACAGGAAAAGGUAGAAAGAAGGGCCUAAAAAUUACCUCAGCCCCACUGUUGAAAGGAUGUUAAUGUGAAUAUUUUGGUGUAUUCCUUCCCAGGUUUUUUUUUCUUUUCUUAAAUAUGAGCUUUGAGACAUUUAGGUUCCUGGGUGGUGUAAUUUGCAGUAAAUGUUGAUUAGAGAUUUUAUUUUUCAGUGCUUAUUUCCCCGUAGGACACGCCAAUUUGAUUUUGAUUCUCUCACAAUAUUACCUUUUCUUAUGUAGGAAAAUUAUUAAAGUGGCCUUGUUUAUUUAAAAUAACCAGAAUUACAGUAUUUAUAGAAAUGUUAAUUUUGUAUUAUUGAUACGAUACAUAUAACAUGUGGGCAAUAGGAAUGAUAUAUGAUUAGUCACCAAUCAAUAAAACUAAUCAGUUUUUCGGUGCUGAAAAACUUAUAAUAAUUGUGUGCCAAGUUGAGCUACCCCUUUUUUUUUAAAAAAACAAAACUAUCUGAGCUUGGAUGCGGUAAAAAUUAGAGGGUAAGAUGGAAAUACUGACAAAUACUUAACCAUAGCAUAGCAAUCUGUCACUAUAAUUUUCUUCAGAAAUAAAUGUUUUCAUUUGUCCUGUAAUGUCUGAAAUUACUGCCAAAGCUAGAAAUGUGUUUAGCUUUCUCAGCAAAAUUCUUAAGAGGAUAUUGUCAGAACCAACAAUUCAGAAUUAUCUUUACUCUUAAAGUUGUCCUUUGCCCACUUUUGUUUGCCCUGUUCUUUUUCUUACGAUUCUUUGAAUUAAUUUGCAGCUCAGCCAGAUAAGGCAGUGUUCCACUGAAUUGUCCUUUUCAGUAGAUUUGUCCGGGAGAUCCUUCAUUCCCUUCUUUCCCUUGCCCUUCAUUCUACUAGUCAUCAACAGCUCGGCAAAGACGGGCUGCAGACUCAGUGCCUGACUUCUUUCACGUGCCAGCAUGUCUGUGUAUCAUGAGGAGAAUCAGAAUUAUUUUCCUACCUUGAAGGCCAAUGAUGAGAAUUUCAGAGGAAGAGUUUUAACUUUAAUGAUUCACGGAAACAAUGUUGCAAACAAUGGUUCCUUUACAUUUAUAUAUCGUCUGCUCCAAGAAAAAACAUGGCUGCAAAGGAGAAACUGGAGGCAGUGUUAAAUGUGGCCCUGAGGGUGCCAAGCAUAAUGCUGUUGGAUGUCCUAUACAGAUGGGAUGUCAGCUCCUUCUUCCAGCAGAUCCAAAGAAGUAGCCUUAGUAACAACCCACUUUUCCAAUAUAAGUAUUUGGCUCUUAAUAUGCAUUAUGUAGGUUACAUCUUAAGUGUUGUGCUGCUAACCUUGCCCAGGCAGUACCUGGUUCAGCUUUACCUAUAUUUUUUGACUGCCCUGCUCCUCUAUGCUGGACAUCAAAUCUCCAGGGACUAUGUUAGAAGUGAACUGGAAUCCGCCUAUGAAGGACCAAUGUAUUUAGAGCCUCUCUCCAUGAAUCGAUUUACGACAGCCUUAAUAGGUCAGUUGGUGGUGUGCACUUUAUGCUCCUGUGUCAUGAAAACGAAGCAGAUAUGGCUCUUUUCCGCUCACAUGCUCCCUCUGCUCGCACGACUCUGCCUUGUUCCUCUGGAGACAAUUGUUAUCAUCAACAAAUUUGCUAUGAUUUUUACGGGAUUGGAAGUUCUCUAUUUUCUUGGGUCUAAUCUUUUAGUACCUUAUAACCUUGCUAAGUCUGCCUACAGAGAAUUGGUUCAGGUAGUGGAGGUGUACGGCCUUCUAGCCUUGGGAAUGUCCCUGUGGAAUCAGCUGGUGGUCCCUGUACUUUUCAUGGUUUUCUGGCUCGUCUUGUUUGCUCUCCAGAUUUACUCCUACUUCAGCACUCGAGAUCAGCCUGCAUCUCGGGAGCGGCUGCUUUUCCUUUUCCUGACAAGUAUUGCUGAAUGCUGCAGCACUCCUUACUCUCUCCUGGGUUUGGUCUUCACAGUUUCUUUUGUUGCCUUGGGUGUUCUGACCCUCUGCAAGUUUUACUUGCAGGGUUAUCGAGCUUUCAUGAAUGAUCCUGCCAUGAAUCGGGGCAUGACAGAAGGAGUUACGCUGCUCAUCCUGGCGGUGCAGACUGGUCUGAUAGAGCUGCAGGUGGUUCACCGGGCUUUCCUGCUCAGUAUUAUCCUUUUCAUUGUUGUAGCUUCUAUCCUGCAGUCGAUGCUGGAGAUUGCAGAUCCUAUUGUUUUGGCGCUGGGAGCAUCUAGAGACAAGAGUUUAUGGAAACACUUCCGUGCUGUGAGCCUUUGUUUAUUUUUACUGAUAUUCCCUGCUUACAUGGCUUACAUGAUUUGCCAGUUUUUCCACAUGGAUUUUUGGCUUCUUAUCAUUAUUUCUAGCAGCAUUCUUACCUCUCUUCAGGUUCUCGGAACACUUUUUAUUUAUGUCUUAUUUAUGGUUGAGGAAUUCAGAAAAGAGCCAGUAGAAAAUAUGGAUGACGUCAUCUACUAUGUGAACGGCACUUACCGCCUGCUGGAGUUUCUCGUGGCCCUUUGCGUGGUGGCCUAUGGCGUCUCGGAGACCAUCUUUGGAGAGUGGACGGUGAUGGGCUCCAUGAUCAUCUUCAUCCAUUCCUACUACAACGUGUGGCUCCGGGCCCAGCUCGGGUGGAAGAGCUUCCUUCUCCGCAGGGAUGCUGUGAAUAAGAUUAAAUCAUUGCCUCUUGCUACGAAAGAGCAGCUUGAAAAACACAAUGAUAUUUGUGCCAUCUGUUACCAGGACAUGAAGUCUGCUGUGAUCACGCCUUGCAGUCAUUUCUUCCACGCAGGCUGUCUGAAGAAGUGGCUGUAUGUCCAGGAGACCUGCCCUCUGUGCCACUGCCACCUCAAAAACUCCCCGCAGCUCCCAGGAUCAGGGCCUGAGCCGGCUCCACAACCACAUGCUGGAGCCGAGCAAAACGUUGCCCGUCAGGAAGGGCCCGAGCCCCUGGCUCCACAACCGCAAGCUGGAGUCCAGCAAAACAUUGUGGGUCGGGAAGGGCCUGAGCUGGUGCCACAAUCCCCUGCUGGAGCUGAGCAAAACCGUGUUCAUUGGGAAGAGACGGAGCCUGCUCCACAACGGCAUGCUGGGGCUGAGCAAAAUGCUGCGUGUUGGGAAGGAACUGAACCCCCAGAUGAAGAGUGUCCUCAAGGGACUGGGCUGCAAGAACAUUCCAGGGACAAUAAUGAAUGCAUUUCCAGCAGAUCAGGGAGCCAGGAAGGGACUUGUGAGCCCAGGGAAUACCCUCUUAGUGCAAAAGAUGAAGCACAUCCUGCUGGGGUCAGCCCAGAAGAGAAGCAGCAGGGGUAACGCUGUGUACUCUGGAGGGGAGGCUAACUCCUGAUGGAAUCUGCUCAGAUUUGAGGAACAAAUGUAUGGGGUGAUUAGGUGAGAAACUUGACAUUCCAAGGAUCUAAUCCAGGAAGUACUUACUCUCAGUGGAGACCACCUGCUUUCGUGCCCUUGACAUUGUGUGGGAGAAAUUUUGCAAUGUAUGCUAAUCAAAAUAUAUUUAUAUAUCCUAUGCUGAUGUUUUGUAGAGGUUUGCCAAGGAAAUUCAACCUCAACAACUUCAGAAGCUGCCCCUGAUUUGUAAGGGAUAAAAAAAUCAGAUUUGUGUGUCUGAAAGGAAGACAAAGAGCGUAAGGACAGUCUGGGAAGAGGCAGGCAGAAGUGAAACUGACAUUUCACCUUCUAUGGGACAGGAUCAUUCUUGCAGCAGAAUAUGAGUAGUGACCAGCCCCUUUCUUCACCCCCUUUCCCCUCAGCUAAUUGGAACUCAGUCUGGUGAUAAUAUUGAGUUUUGUACAGCACUGAUUGAAUUCAAAGAUAUAAAAGCAUUGAUUGUAUCCAGAGAUCAAAACACGCUCAUACUUGGUAUGUGCUUUGAGGGGGGUGGGGCACUUGGGUCUUGCGGGUACAUUCAUGUAAUCCGAGACUCUUGAACUUUCUGAUGGAGUCUUCGAUAUUUUGUGUAUAUGAAACUUUGUUAAUAUAUUGUACACUGUGUUGGCUGUGUGAAGUAAACUAAAACUCUCAUGAACACUUUGGAGUCCACGUUAGUGUGGGUGGGAGACCAAAGUGGGAAGGGCUUUAGGGCACUGAUAAAAGCCCUCGUGUACUUUUCAGUCCUGUGUAAUGUUUAGUUCUGGCAACCGAAUCUACAGUGUUAAAUUAUGGCAAUAUUUGCACUGGGGAAUGAGUACAUAACUGUAUGAUCACUCUCUGCAGAUGCCACUUUUAAAGCUGUUAAUAGACUUUGCACCUUUUCUUUGGCAAGGAUGUGUCAUAUUUAAAUUUUUACAUUCAUCAUGGCUACAGGUAGAACUGGGGAGGGGGGAAUGUAAUUUUUUAUGGAAUUUUGAUAUGAAAAGAAACUAGUCAUUUAUUUAUACAAUAGUCUUGGCUCAAAAAGUGUUUUUCAGACUCGGUAUUCCUAAUGUGGGAUGUGACUUUAUUUUAUUUUUAGUAGCAAAUUUGGAUGUAGACUGACAGACAUAGCUGAAUGUCUUAAUAAAUUUAAAUUUGAAGAUAA